UUAUUCAAUAUUAAUUUCUCGGAAACCCUAAACCUUAUUCAAUAUUAAUUUCUUGGAAACCUUAAACCUUAUUUUUGUUGAAGAGUCGACCACUGUUUUCUCUAUUUCUUCCUUGACUACAAGUCGAAAGCUUUUGGCCAAAACAAUCUGCAAUCGGAGAGUGUAUUUGUGUUUGUUCAAUGGCGGCUGACUCAGAUGUGGCGAAGACUGCGAUAUCUUGUGUUCGGUGUGGCAAACCUGCAAAUCUUCAAUGUCCGAAGUGCAUGGAGUUAAAGCUUCCUCGUGAAGAUGCUGCUUUCUGCACUCAGGAUUGUUUUAAGGCUUCUUGGAGCACUCAUAAGUUAGUUCAUUUGAAGGCAAAGAUGUCCUUAAUUGGGACAGGUUCUCCUGGUGAAAGUAACUCAAACGGACUUAAUGAAGGCUGGCAAUAUUGCUUGAGGAAGGGGCAGGCUCGAACGACAAAACUUCCAUAUUUUGAUUGGACAGGCACAUUAAGGCCGUUUCCCAUAUCUGGCAAGCGUAGUGUUCCAGCUCACAUUGAUCAUCCUGACUGGGCAGUUGAUGGUGUUCCAAAGAUUGAGCCCAAUAGUGAUCUGCAGCAUGCAGUUGAGAUCAAAACUUCUGAUCAAAUAGAGAGGAUGCGUGAAACUUCUCGAAUAGCAAGGGAGGUCUUAGAUGCAGCUGCACGCGUUAUCCGACCUGGUGUGAUGACUGAUGAAAUUGACGGAGUAGUUCAUGAGGCCACUAUAGCUGCUGGAGGAUAUCCAUCUCCUCUUAAUUAUCAUUUCUUUCCAAAGUCUUGCUGCACCUCAGUAAAUGAAGUAAUCUGCCAUGGAAUUCCUGAUGCCAGGAAAUUAGAGGACGGAGACAUUGUAAAUGUAGAUGUGACUGUUUACUACAAAGGUGUCCAUGGUGAUCUGAAUGAAACAUAUUUUGUGGGAAAUGUUGACGAAGAAUCAAGGCGGCUGGUCCAGUGUACUUUUGAGUGCUUGGACAAAGCAAUAUCCAUUGUGAAACCCGGAGUUCGAUUUCGUGAAAUUGGAGAAGUUAUUAAUCGCCAUGCUUUAAUGUCAGGCUUUUCUGUGGUUAAAUCUAUCUGCGGUCAUGGUAUUGGAGAACUCUUUCACUGUGCCCCAAACAUUCCUCAUUAUGGAAGAAAUAAAGCAGUUGGUGUGAUGAAGGCUGGACAGACCUUUACAAUCGAACCAAUGAUUAAUGCAGGGGUUUGGCGUGAUCGAAUGUGGGCUGAUGGAUGGACUGCUGUUACUGCAGAUGGCAAACGUAGUGCUCAGUUUGAGCACACCCUUCUGGUGACAGAAACUGGUGUGGAGGUUCUUACAGCUCGACUUUCUUCUUCCCCAAAUGUCUUUCCUUGGUUAAAUGUAUAAGAGGAAAACAAUAAAACAUCAUUCAUAUAUCAUUCUGUAACAAUAAGAGUAUAAAUUAUUGCAGGUGGCUUUCUAUAUCUACCUCUCUUUAACCGGUCUUUCUUUUUUUCUUGGAAGGGUGUUGCUUUUUGUAAUCUUUUGACAAUGAAUAUUCAUCAAUUAUGAGUUGGGUUGUAAGUUGUAACUUCAAAAGGUGAACACAUUACUUAUGAA
Tripterygium wilfordii is the source of this 1601-nucleotide messenger RNA. RefSeq names its product methionine aminopeptidase 1A-like. The record is from RefSeq and is a predicted model, not a curated record. Gene Ontology annotation, biological process: proteolysis. Gene Ontology annotation, molecular function: metalloaminopeptidase activity. The transcript has 17 exons. Lineage: Eukaryota; Viridiplantae; Streptophyta; Magnoliopsida; Celastrales; Celastraceae. The coding region runs from base 180 to 1388 and encodes 402 amino acids.